ACUUCAAUCAGAAAUGGCAUCUUCACCCAUGCCCAUGGAUUCCUUGACCAUUGAUGAAAUCUGGAAAGACUUUCGUAACAACGGUGUCACCGUAGAGAUGGACGAGUUCGAUUGGAUACAAUUUAACUCUCGUCGGAGAUUUAUCAAUUCGAGCGAGGAACCCAUCACAGAGGAGGAUAUAGAAUUCCAAGAGGAGUUGGACAAGAUUCGAUUGUCACUGAGACGCCGGAAACCUCUGGGAAACAAAAAGCAUUGCGUCUUCUGCAAAAACAACAAGGAAGACGUGAAGGUAUAUGCGACCCACCUUCUGAAACACGCCAACGGAGAUGUCAUUUGUCCGAUCCUGAAAAAGUGAGUUUCCUACAUUUUAUUUCUUUUGCAAACCAUACCCC
Messenger RNA from Biomphalaria glabrata, 392 nucleotides. Its product is annotated as nanos homolog 2-like. Gene Ontology annotation, cellular component: perinuclear region of cytoplasm. The transcript is spliced from 2 exons. The coding region runs from base 14 to 355 and encodes 113 amino acids. Lineage: Eukaryota; Metazoa; Mollusca; Gastropoda; Planorbidae. Gene Ontology annotation, molecular function: zinc ion binding; mRNA binding. Gene Ontology annotation, biological process: oogenesis; negative regulation of translation. The record is from RefSeq and is a predicted model, not a curated record.